Molecule: messenger RNA, 3637 nt
Organism: Oreochromis niloticus (Nile tilapia)
Lineage: Eukaryota; Metazoa; Chordata; Actinopteri; Cichliformes; Cichlidae
Product: ras-related protein Rab-34
Exons: 12
Coding region: 389-1186 (265 amino acids)
Molecular function (GO): GTP binding; GTPase activity
Source: RefSeq, a predicted model, not a curated record
CGUCACUCACUUGAUCCAGCGUCUCGCUAGCUAACUUGAUAAUCCUUUUUUUUCCUUUUCUUUUUUUUAAAAUAACACUUUAAUUGUGGUGAUAGAUUUUUAAAUGCAUGUAUUUUAACCAUUUGGACAUUUUUGUUUUAUUUAUAACAACGUGCCGGAUUUUUUGUUCCCAUUUUAGCAUCUAAUUUCCAGCUAAGACCUGCAUUAUAGUGGUCAUCACCUGCUUUUAGUAUGUGGGACUUCUCUCUGAGGCUGUGGAGCCGUCAUUUUGUUCUGGAUUUGUUUCCUCUGCGGACUUUGGAUAACACAUCACAUCUUCUGAGUGCUUCAGUGAAUGAAACGUGUGCUUGUAGUGGUGAUAGCGGCUUCUUGAAGGAGGUGUGUGUUUAUGCGUGUGUGUGCAUCGAUCAGCUGCAUCAGCAUGUUGCCACCUGUGAAGAAGGACCGGGUUAUUACUCAGCUCCCAAAGUGUUUUAGUGCAAAUGCAGCACUGCACACUAAAGAAGGCUUCCACCCGCACGUGAAGGCUGCAUGCCAGGUCCAGAAAGCAGGCAUAGUGAGCUUUAAUGUUGCUAAGGUCAUCGUCGUGGGUGAUGUUGCAGUUGGCAAAACGUGUCUGAUCAGCAGGUUCUGUAAGGGUGCGUUUGAGAAGAACUACAAAGCGACUAUAGGGGUGGAUUUUGAGAUGGAGCGCUUUGAGGUGCUUGGUGUUCCCUUCAGUUUACAGCUGUGGGAUACAGCAGGUCAGGAGCGCUUCAAGUGUAUCGCUUCCACCUAUUACAGAGGAGCACAAGCCAUUAUUGUUGUGUUUGACCUAAGCAGUGUGGGCUCACUGGCCCAUGCCAGGCAGUGGCUGGAAGAUGCUAUGAAGGAAAAUGACCCGUCCAGUGUCUUAUUGUUCCUUGUCGGUACCAAGAAGGACCUCAGUUCUCCUGACCUGUUGGCUCAGAUUGAGCAGGAAGCCAUGAGGCUCUCUGAGGAAAUCAAAGCAGAGUACUGGGCCGUGUCUGCAAAGUCAGGAGAUGGUGUGAAGGACUUUUUCUUCCGUGUGGCUUCUUUGACUUUUGAGGCCAAUGUUUUAUCUGAGCUGGAGAGGAGCGGGUCGAGGCAUGUUGGUGACAUAAUCAGGAUCACAGACAGCACAGAGACCAGCCAUAAACCAAAGAAGAAGCCCAACUGCUGCUGAGAUUGGAUGAAUAUCUGCCGGAAAUUUUCUGAAGCAACACGAAAUGGGACAUGCAACAGGAAAAUUAAGAUAAAAUGCGGACUGUACGGCUCGCUGUGAAUAUCAUGAGUAGAACCCAUGAAAGAAAGGUCACAGUGUUGAUAAUGACCUGAGAAGGAUUCAGCAAUAGGUCAAGAUGUAAAUUCUAAGUGGUUCCUGUAAACAGGCCUGUCAGCUGACUGAUCUGAGCAGUGUAAUCUCAGGAAUGUUUACAGCUGACUGCGGCGACAACAAACAGGCCAUUGUGAUGUCCCUGAUUAUGUAAACAUUUAUGAGAAGAGGAAGAUUAUUCUCCACUACAACCACCAUUAAAUUGCACUUUGUUGAUGCCUUUAAAACAUCCGUUUGAAGGAGUGUUUUUCUCCUGCUGAAAUGUCAGUGCUGGGCUGACUGCAUCUUUUUAAGGGGAGCGGGCCUUAGACGCCUCCUGUCAUGUGUCUCUCUGCUGCUAAUUUGAUGCGUACGCCAACUCCAGUGACCACGGUCACACCCGUUACACAUCCCUCUCCUCUGACAUAACGGUUCUCAUGAUCUUGAAAAUGGAGGGAUUGUUUGCAGGAAUGGGAAAAAGCAGCAAGCUCAAUCUGCUUCCAUUGAAUUUCGUCAGUAAGCCAGACAGCAAGAACGUGGGUGUGUCUUCAUAAGCGUAGAUAUAUUAACUCAUAUUAUACAGAUUCUUAAGGUAUUGAAAUCUUUCCAUGUUUUCCACACUUCCAGUGUUGUAAAUAAUAUAAAAGAGGCUAAAUUAAAUUGUUAUCAUCACAUCUCAAACUAUAAACCAAGGUUAAAUGGCAUUCUCUAUCCUACUGUUGACUCAAAGGCUGGAAGUAGGCUGCCAGUAAGAAAAUAAAAACAACAGACAAACGUGCCCAUCAUAUGUUAACACUCCCAAUUUGUUGAACAGACUAGCAAGAAUAAAACAUGAAGUUUCAUAUGAACACUUUUAUUAAAGGGAUCACAGGUAGAAAAAGCCAUCGGCAGUGCCGGAGACCAGCUACUGCCGACAACCAAUCACAGCCUCGCUGAGACACAUGCGAGAUCUCCACCUGGCCAGAAAUGUAAAACCCAGAGCGUUUACUCCAAAACCAUAAUUAAAAAGAUUAUGCAUAUUAUGGGACCAUGUUGCUUCGCACACAGCAAAAUUAAACACACCUCUGAAUACCAGUGCUGCCUGUUUGUACUCUGGCACAAACGGCAAGAGUAAAACUGAAUCCAUGAAUCAGGAGAGAACCAGGGUGGCCUUAAACUGUCGUGCAGUUCAGAACAUUAUACAGAGUUUAGGAAUAUAAGCAGUGGGAAGUCAGUCUGAUAGUAUAUUCGGCUGAUAGUGUUAGAAAAACUUUAGCUCAUCCACUGGAACAUUGGAACUUUUGAAAGCUGUGAUAUCAGUGAGAAAAGAGAUACUGACUCAGGCAGAAUUACAGCAGCAGCACGUGGAGAUCACAUCUUUUAAGAUGGCAAACAUCAUAAACCAGUAUUCACUGAACUGCACACAUUUAAUAUACAAGAAAUUCAGAUCUGGGUAAACUUUAAAAUCAACAUCUGACAGACUAAUGAAAGUUUCGUCAACAAUCUGCUAGUCAGAGAGCAGGUACUAAAAACGACAACUUUAAACUGAAGACAACUUCUGCAUAUUGAAGCGCAAGAAGUCAUCAAAAACAUCCUGUUUUCAGUGCGGAACAUCGUUAAUGUCCACACAGAACUGGCCACAGAAAUUCAGCAAUACAUUAGAGGCUAUCUACAGGAGCCAAUCACACGGUGUCAGCUGAUCAUAUCACAGCAUGUGGUGGAGACGAUUAUCUGUAACUCAUGCCUGACUGAAGCUGGCGUUAUAAAUCCUGUCACCGGGUGUGUCUGCUCAGUAACGUGUGUUUGCUUUGACAGAUGUGAAGAUUGAAGUCUUAAGAUUCAAACAAGAAAAAAAAGUCUUUAUUCGUUCUGACGCAUUUAUACAAAUAUUCAAUUUCCUCAUUGGCUUGGCAAAGCGCUCUUUUGGCAACUGCUCAUAAAACUCCGCCAAUCAUGACCGGGUUGUUGUUCCCCGUCUGUCAGACCUAUUUCCUUGAUCAAACUAAAACCAAUGGCAAAAAUAAAGAGAGACAGCUUGUCCUUCAAUGUCAGUGUAGGUCCAUAUCCUAUACGUAACUGCUUCCGUAUACUUCAAGUGUUUUUUUUUUCUCCUUUCUUUAUGUCAUUCUACUGACGUUUUGCAUGAUGUAUACAGUGUUAUUCUGACUGUACAAAAUACUAUGCAGCCAUAGCGUGAGGUGGCUGGAGGUGAGGUUAUGAAACAUUUGAUGGGUCGACGGGAAGACGAGAGAUGGGGUGGGCUGAUAUGAGCCGUGACACCAGAGUGAAAACUGCAGCUACAAUAUCAUGAGGUGAAGGGAAAACAUGAAGAGUCAAGGCGAA